AUGACUGGUCUUGAUCUCAUUUUGGGAUUGGAUUGGUUAUCCAAGAAUCAUGUUUUGCUUGAUUGCUUUGAAAAGUUAGCACAGUUUAUGCCGGAAGGGUCAGAAGCGGCGGUUGUAGUGAAUAGUUACUAUUUGAACUCUAUGAAAGUAAACUGUUAUGGAACUGAAUGUCAAGGUAUUAUGUUAUUAACUGCGGGAGUAUCAGGUGAUGAUAAGAAUUUAGAGCAGAUCUCGGUUGUAUGUGAAUUUCCAUAUGAUAUUAAUGAAUUUUCACCUAACCAGGAGGUUGAAUUUGCAAUUGAGUUGGUGUCUGGAGCCGGUCCGAUUUCGAUUACUCCUUACAGGAUGUCACAUUUAAAAAUGGCUGAACUGAAAGCUCAGCUGGAAGAUCUGUUGGAUAAGCACUUUAUUCUCCGCGAGGAGCGCCAGUGUUACUGGUAA
Molecule: messenger RNA, 441 nt
Organism: Arachis duranensis
Lineage: Eukaryota; Viridiplantae; Streptophyta; Magnoliopsida; Fabales; Fabaceae
Exons: 1
Coding region: 1-441 (146 amino acids)
Source: RefSeq, a predicted model, not a curated record